AUGAUAUCAAUAACGUUUGAGGCCCUAAGAGUUUUGGCAAACGCUUGGAUUAAUAAUCCAAUUGUAAUGUUCAUUGAAAAUACAGAAUCACCAAUUCGAGAAAUACCUUUUCCUUCGAUUAUGAUUUGUCCAUCGAGUCAAGUUCGAAAAUCCAUUUGGGAGAAAUACAUGGACACGAACAGCUCUUAUUGGGACAAUCUUAAAAUAUAUAGGGAUUUGACAUGUUCUACUAAUACGCAUUCUCAUGGAUUGGAACAAAGUUUGAAGGAAUAUAUUGACGACAAUCUGAUAAAGAAACUUUUGCAUGAUUGUGGAAUUAGCUGUUCAGAAGUAUUUCAGUCUGAUGGUAAAUGGCAGAAUAGAACGUUGGAUAAUAUUUGCCAAUAUAUUCAACCAAUAAUAGGCCUAUUUGGAUUAUGUUAUACAAUUAACAUGAUACCGUUAUAUGAAAUGUUUAACGACGAAUAUUAUCAGAGGUAAUA
Molecule: messenger RNA, 482 nt
Organism: Myzus persicae (green peach aphid)
Lineage: Eukaryota; Metazoa; Arthropoda; Insecta; Hemiptera; Aphididae
Exons: 3
Coding region: 1-480 (159 amino acids)
Biological process (GO): sodium ion transport
Cellular component (GO): membrane
Molecular function (GO): sodium channel activity
Source: RefSeq, a predicted model, not a curated record